Trichoderma asperellum CBS 433.97 is the source of this 791-nucleotide messenger RNA. The record is from RefSeq and is a predicted model, not a curated record. NCBI's taxonomy places the organism in Eukaryota, Fungi, Ascomycota, Sordariomycetes, Hypocreales, Hypocreaceae.
GCACGGCAAAGAAUGAAACAAAUGCCUCCUCCCUCAGAGAGAUGCAUGUUCGUCCCAUAAACCCAGGGGGGGGAAUACAACCAUGGAAAAUCGCUAACAGCCAAAGGAGUAAGCGAGUAAAUUCAGACAUGUCAGAUGUGACGAUCGAUGAUAGACCAGAUCCCAGCACGCGGGACGGAAAGGCAGGAGAGGAGAUUCUAUGAGAAGAGGAGAACCUCGGACAGAAGGGGGAGGGUAGAAUGCAUCUCUAGACGGGCUCUUGCAUGUGUCUGCGCAUACCCGUCGCAUCCACGAUUCUCGCGCGUGGGUCAUAUCAAAGGUAGCAGCCGUGAGAAGGUAAGGCACCAGGCUGGGAGGCAUCUUGGUGUAUUGCCAUAUAGAUUGGUCAUAUAGCAAGGCCGUUGCAGGGCUCCAGGUCGUACCGCGGAACGGGCGAUACCGCAUUUCCGUAGCGGGCGUAACAUGAUAAGUCGGUGUUGGAGGCAUUGGAGGAUAUUGGAGAUGGAGGUGAGGGGCGGCCCUUUUUUGCGCCUGUGGCUGUGGAUAGAUGAAUGGGUGGUUGGACAAAUUGUCGCGUCGGACACAGAGGCGCUGGCUGGUGCUUUGGCUGGUGCUUUGGCUGGUGCUUUGGAGCACAAGUGUGGUUGUUUGUUAAGCGAGGGCGUUGGAGAUGGGAGAAGUUGAGUCCAGCUCGUAGCACAGGAUAUUGAAGAUUGGAAGCCAUCGUGACGGAAAGUAUAAGUACAUCUGCCCAGGAAACGGAGGAAGACGAUAGAAGAGGUGCGCCAGAG